This is a messenger RNA of Momordica charantia (bitter melon), 827 nucleotides long. The record is from RefSeq and is a predicted model, not a curated record. Lineage: Eukaryota; Viridiplantae; Streptophyta; Magnoliopsida; Cucurbitales; Cucurbitaceae.
UCUGUAAUUGAUAAUGGAAUGAAUGUGAAGGUAAAGAUUAAGCAGCAAAAGAGACCCAGAAAAGUUGGAAGUCCACCAUUAGCAUAGGCGGAUGAAUAUCAUUGAAGUUGCCUUUUUGAUAUCAAAAUGGCAAGCUCAAGUGAGAGUGAUCGCAAGGAACCAGUGAACGAACAAGUUAUUGCGAACAUGUACGGUGCUUUAAAGUCCGAGCUCAAUCAGAUAUACUCAAAAAUCACAGAACUUGAAAUGGAAGUGAGUGAGCACUCUCUGGUCAUUUCUGCAAUUGAGCCACUUGACCCAUCAAGAAGAUGCUACAGAAUGAUUGGGGGAGUGCUGGUGGAAAGAACUAUCAAAGAGGUCCUGCCUGCUGUUAAACGAAACAAAGAGGGAAUCGAGGAGGUCGUUUCCAGACUCAAUGAAGGGCUGGAGAAGAAGAAGAAGGAAAUUGCGGACUUGGAGGCCAAAUACAAGAUCAGGAUUAGAAAGCCUGAUGGUGAGGCUAAGGAGGAAGACAGCGGGCGGAAAGAAGGCGCAGCCCAAGGAGUCCUUGUUGGCCCUGCAGGUGACACUUAAACCCRACACCAUCUACAACUCCUGAUCAUAUUCUUGUAGUGCUAAACUUUUUUGUUUCAUCCGGAUGGUUCACUGCUCUUCUAUCAUCGUGUUCGUGUGAAAUUUUGUUUGAGAACUUUCAGUUCAAUAGGAAGAUUCCAGGUCUUAUGUGGUAUAUAGAUUUUGAGGGAAGAAAUUGAAUGGGAGCAGAUUUUUCAGCGUUGUGAACUCAUUGAAAAAAAUUCUCAAGUUCUAGAUUCUCUCUUCUGAAUUCA